AUGAAGCCAACCGCAAACAACGUCUCAAUGACCAGACCCAAGCUGCCAGAAUGUUGGGGUCAUCGCGGGGCGUCGGCUGCGUUCCCAGAGAACACCCUCGCAAGCUUCGAGAAAGCCGUAGCAGACGGCGCUGAAGGCAUCGAGACAGGCAAGAUCAAAGAACGAGACUGGUACGGCCCAAACGGAAUGCAACACCUCAAAACACGCAAAGAACCAGCACAAUCUAUCCCCACGUUCGCAGAGACCGUCGAAUUCCUUAUGCAACCCCAAAACCACCACGUCUCCCUCAACAUCGACGUCAAAGCCCUCAACGACGCCCAGCACCUCUUCACACUAAUGAACGAGAUUAUCACCGCCCAACCAAACUGGGAAACCCUCCUCGCCCCGCGCAUCCUCCUCGGCCUCUGGCACCCCAAGUUCCUGCACUACGCCAAGACACUUUUGCCAUACUGCAGGAGGGGGCAUAUAGGGUUCAGUACGUGGCUUGCGAGGGAGUAUUUCUGGGACGAUUGUGAGAGCUUCUCGAUGAAGAUGACGGUGUUGGGCACUAGGGAUGGGCAGAGGUUCAUCGAGGACUGUAAGAAACAUGGCAAGGAAGUGAUGGUGUGGACUGUCAACACCCCAGAGGAGAUGGUCGAGGCAUGUCGAUGGGGCGUCGACGUCAUCCUAACAGACUUCACAAAGGACUGGUUAGAACUCCGUGAACGUCUGCGAUCGGACUACGAAGCCCACCUCUCCACCCACCCGCGCUCCUUCUACUACUCCAAUUUCAGAUACUGGACACCGACAGUCUGGUCCCUCCACUACCUCGCCAAAUCGUUCCUCGAGCGGCUGGGAGGACCAUUCGACCAGCAGCCGUCGCAUACCUCCACCGCGCCUGGCACCGUUCAAGACUCCAAGUCCGAUGCCAUUCAAGACCAAGAUCAGGAUCAAGAUACCCAAACUGCUAUCUCGAAACAUAUCGAACCCAUUAUUACCCAACCUACUCUUCCACUCCCCGAUGCGGUGGAGGGUAGGAUGCAACAGGUUUCUGGGCUGACAGCAUAG
Molecule: messenger RNA, 1047 nt
Organism: Coprinopsis cinerea okayama7#130
Lineage: Eukaryota; Fungi; Basidiomycota; Agaricomycetes; Agaricales; Psathyrellaceae
Product: glycerophosphodiesterase
Exons: 8
Coding region: 1-1047 (348 amino acids)
Biological process (GO): lipid metabolic process
Molecular function (GO): phosphoric diester hydrolase activity
Source: RefSeq, a predicted model, not a curated record